AUGGGCGUCUCCCCCGAGCUGCAGAGCGCCUUCGCCGCCGCCGCGGACGAGCUGCUGGAGCGGCUGCAGCAGAUCGUGGACCAGGCCGUGGAGCAGACGCGCGCCCGGCUCCAGGCCGAGCACGAUGCGGCCCGGCGCCAGGUCGAGGCCGAGCUGGAGGCGCGGGCGGGGGCGAUGGAGAAGGAGGGCCAGGUCAUGGCCGCCGCGCGGGCCGACGAGGUGUUGGAUCUCAGCCUGGCCGGCGAGCGCGACGUCUCUGUGUUGCGCAGCACGCUGUGCGCGGUGGACGGCUCCAUGCUCGCCGCGACCUUCAGCGGGCGCUGGGACACCCAGGCGCCGAAGGACUCCCGAGGGCGCUUCUUCAUAGACUACCCGCCGCAAGUAUUCGACCCGUUGCUUGGCUACCUGCGGGAGACGAAGCUCGCGGGCCCCGGGACUCCCGUGGUGUGGCCGCCGCCAGUGGCCGAGGAGCACCAGGGCCUCUUCCGAAAGAUGGCGGAGUAUUACGGAGUGGCUCCGCCUCCCGUGUUCUCACGGACGCCUUCGCGAUUUGCCGGCACCAACAACUCGGUCGACAUCGAUGGCUCCCCGGAGGCGAUCCGCCUAUCCGCAGACGUCCCCGUCACCCUGCGCGGCCUCCAGGUGCUCGGUCCCCGGACGGAGGAGGUCGCGCAGUACGUCGGUUGGCUGGCCGUUCAUAGGGGUGAUGAGCAGCUGGUUCGGCAGGAUGUCGAUUACACGGUGGAGGCCGCUGAAGGCGUCGCCGCCGAGUUGAUGCUCGACAGCCCGGUGGAGCUCGAAGCAGGCGUGGCGGUGCUGUGCGUGAGAGGGCCUCCCUCCACCUGCGGGGAGUCCAGCGGCCACCAGAGCGAGGUCGUCGCAGACGGCGUCGUGGUUACCUAUGCUAACAGCCCCUUGGACGAAGCCGGCACGGGCCUGCUGGAGGGCGUCAUACCCGGGGUCGUCCUCAGCCGCCAGCUCUGA
Prorocentrum cordatum is the source of this 984-nucleotide messenger RNA. NCBI's taxonomy places the organism in Eukaryota, Dinophyceae, Prorocentrales, Prorocentraceae. The record is from the annotation of a GenBank genome assembly.